Messenger RNA from Morchella importuna, 774 nucleotides. RefSeq lists its product as uncharacterized. The record is from RefSeq and is a predicted model, not a curated record. Lineage: Eukaryota; Fungi; Ascomycota; Pezizomycetes; Pezizales; Morchellaceae. The transcript has a single exon. Bases 1 to 774 code for a protein of 257 amino acids.
AUGGGGGGGCGCGAUAAUAGAUCCGUCUAUGUCAAGACUAAAAAGACUCGUGGGGGUUCCAGGGUCCAAAAGCUUAGGAGAUCUCAGCGGAAUAUUAUCGUUAGGAUCAAGAGAGAAGAGCUUUCAAACCAGGAACAACCGACUCAGGAGCCCACUCCACCUUGCUCUCCGCGGCCUGGUUGUGUGCGUCGUUCUUCGGCGCCGCCGAACAAGAAUAUCACUACGGCGAUUAACCAGAGAUCUGAUAAACUAGAAUCUAAGUAUACGGGAUCAGUCCCCCUCCAAAGUCAAGGCCCUGGAAUCACCAAUCAAUGCCAGGAGCCGAGGGAAUUUGGACCUGUUGAGAUAGAAUCUCAAGCACCACAACAGCCCACAGUCAAUUGGGAUUGCGUGUCCUAUGUAGUUUCAGACCAGAAGGUGCAGACCUCCUAUGAGAAGCCUGAGAUGAGCCCUAUAGAAGUGGACUCGGACGGGAACCCGAUUCCCAGCAGCACCAGGGUCCAGGCAUAUGGAAAAAUGGUGACGAAGACGGUGACUAUGACUGUAACCACUACCAUCGCAACGACCGAAAUCUUGCGGCCCGGCGAAGAAGGUUACGAGGAGAGCGUAGAGCGUCAAAAGAGACAGAGAGAGCAGGGACCGGAGGAAAAACAGAAGCAGGAGAGGCAAUAUCACGAGAGCAGGAAAUGGGCGAACGGGGACAGGACAAUGCACGAGAACUUUCAUUUUACACACCACCGGGCUGCCCAGCCAGCCCCAUCUACUACGGUGUAG